Messenger RNA from Helianthus annuus (common sunflower), 2544 nucleotides. RefSeq names its product G-type lectin S-receptor-like serine/threonine-protein kinase At4g27290. Gene Ontology annotation, molecular function: ATP binding; protein serine/threonine kinase activity. Bases 1 to 2511 code for a protein of 836 amino acids. Lineage: Eukaryota; Viridiplantae; Streptophyta; Magnoliopsida; Asterales; Asteraceae. The record is from RefSeq and is a predicted model, not a curated record. The transcript has 6 exons. Gene Ontology annotation, biological process: protein phosphorylation; recognition of pollen.
AUGGUUCCUGAUACGUUAAUGGAGGGUACAAGAGUGACAAAGACCAAGUUGAUCUUCGGCUUCAUUGUUCUACUUUAUACAUCAAUAAGUUGUAUCCAUGCUGCAAAUAGUACGCUAUCUGCAAACCAAACCAUUAGAUACAAUGAAACCAUCGUUUCGCCACAAGAAACCUUCGAACUUGGCUUCUUUAGCCCCGGCAACUCCACGAACCACUAUGUCGGAAUUUGGUACAAGAAAAGAUCCUACCGAACCGUUGUAUGGGUAGCCAACCGGGACGCACCUCUCACACAUACCGACGGCGAGCUAACUCUCACCCUUCUGGGAGUUUUAACUCUCCGGGAUGGCACCACGGGUAAUGUCCUAUGGUCAUCGGCUAACUCAUCGGUGGUGCGUCCGAUUGCUCAGCUUCUAGAUACAGGCAACUUUUUAAUUUACAACGAAGGUGAUCAAGAAAAUCCCAUAUGGCAAAGUUUCGACUUUAUGACGGACACUUUACUUCCUGGAAUGAAACUUGGCAGGAAUUUUGUUACCGGGAUUGAAAGGCACUUCACGUCGUGGAAAUCUAACAACGAUCCUGCUUCGGGUGAGUUUUCUUAUCGGAUUGAUACCAGUGGUUAUCCUCAGACGAUCCUAACGGAUGGCCCGGAUAUAAAGUUUCGAGGAGGUCCAUGGAACGGACUCAGGUUUACCGGAUUCCCCAAUUUGAGACCGAACCCUAUUUACAACUACACCUUUGUUCUUAAUCAAAGAGAAAUUUACUACCAGUAUCAUCUUAUUUCUUCGGUUUUGACUCGUGUGGUGUUACAUCCAAAUGGUCAUAUAGAGCGCUUGUUAUGGACCGAUAGCAAACAAGAAUGGACCCUUUAUAUGGCCCCUGUAAGCGACCAAUGUGAUUGGUAUGCUGUGUGCGGGCCAUUUGGGACAUGCAAUAUUAACAAUUCCCCGGUUUGUGAAUGUUUAAAGGGGUUUGAACCCAGAUCUCUUGAUCAGUGGAGGGGUGCAGAUUCAUCACAAGGGUGUCGACGUAUUGUCCCUUUGGAUUGUGGACCGGGGGAAGGGUUCAACAAAUAUUCUAACUUGAAGUUACCUGACACUCAGGGGUCAUGGUAUAACCAGACCAUGACCCUUGUGGAGUGUGAGAAGAUGUGCAAGAGCAAUUGUUCAUGUACUGCUUACACAAAUUCGAAUGUCUCAGGGGCCGGAAGUGGUUGCUUGCUCUGGUUCGGUGACUUGAUUGAUAUCCGAACGUUUGCUGAAAACGGAGACACUCUUUAUAUACGAAUGGCACCUUCAGAGUUAGAUUCCGUAGAAAACAGGAGAAGGUCAAGUGCAGUUUCAAUAAGAGUGAGAGUUGUGGUCCUCAUAGCAAUUGUGGUUUUGGUCUUCCUAGUUUCAAUAUGCUUAUUUUAUUGUUUCAAUAAGAAGAAGAAGCAACAUCAACAAGUCCACUUCACAGGGAUACCCAAAAAUGAGGUUGAACAUGAUCCUAAGAAUAAAAGUGAUAAUGAAGAUCUAGAGCUGCCACUAUUUGGCUUGUCUACGUUAGUUAAAGCUACAAACGACUUUUCAAAGAAUAAUAAACUUGGUGAGGGCGGAUUUGGCCCCGUUUACAAGGGUGUACUCGAAGACGGGAAGGAAAUAGCUGUGAAGCAGCUAGCAAAAACAUCUACUCAAGGACUUCGUGAAUUUAAGAAUGAAGUCAUCUCGAUAUCUAAACUACAACAUCGUAAUCUUGUCAAGCUUUUGGGCUACUGUGCAGAGGGAGCAGAAAAGAUGUUGAUUUAUGAAUACAUGCCAAACAAAGGUCUUGAUUCAUUCAUAUUUGAUAGAAGUCAACGCGAACUCCUUGAUUGGCAUGCACGUUACCACAUUAUCAAUGGAAUUGCUCGUGGACUUCUUUAUAUUCAUCAGGAUUCUCGACUUAGAAUCAUACACAGAGAUCUAAAGGUUAGCAAUAUUUUGCUUGAUAUGGAUAUGAACCCAAAGAUAUCAGAUUUCGGCACGGCUAGAAGUUUUGGAGGUAAUCAAAUAGAGGCAAACACAAGCAGAGUGGUUGGAACAUAUGGCUACAUGGCGCCAGAGUAUGCAGGAGAUGGUGUCUUUUCGAUCAAGUCAGAUGUAUAUAGCUUUGGUGUAGUUGUGCUGGAAAUUGUAUGUGGGGAGAAAAACAGAGGAUUUGUUCACAAAGAACACUACAACAACCUUAUAGGACAUGCAUGGAGACUUCAUAAUGAAGGUAGAUCAUUGGAGUUGGUUGCUCAGUGUCUGGGUGAAUUAAUCAACGUGUCUCAGGUUCUACGAUCAAUCCAUAUUGGUUUGUUGUGUGUUCAACGUCACCCAGAAGAUAGACCAACUAUGACUUCCGUAAUCUUGAUGUUGGGGAGUGAUGGUCCACUGCCUUCACCCAAAGAACCGGGUUUUUAUGUAGGAGAAUGUACACAUGAUAGUGCACACUCGUAUGGAAUAAGUUCAAACAAUGAUAUGAGCAUUUCAGUUUUAGAUGGUAGAUGAUAAGAAAUCAUGUAUUAAAAACAUCAAUUUAUU